Messenger RNA from Ogataea philodendri, 1758 nucleotides. RefSeq lists its product as uncharacterized. Bases 1 to 1758 code for a protein of 585 amino acids. The record is from RefSeq and is a predicted model, not a curated record. The transcript has a single exon. NCBI's taxonomy places the organism in Eukaryota, Fungi, Ascomycota, Pichiomycetes, Pichiales, Pichiaceae. Gene Ontology annotation, biological process: transmembrane transport; carbohydrate transport. Gene Ontology annotation, cellular component: membrane. Gene Ontology annotation, molecular function: carbohydrate:proton symporter activity.
AUGUCUGAGUCCAUCCAUUCAGACACAAACUCCAAAGUUGAGGCUGUCAACAAGUCCUCUGGCUGGUGGCCCAAAUCGCUCACUUUCAACAAAGACGAUGCGCCACCGCAGAUCUACAACAGAACGCUGUAUCUUUCGAUUCUUGUUUUCGGAAUCCUGGGGUGUGCCAGGGGGUACGACGAGGGAAACAUCGCCGGAACCGUUGCACAGCUGGAUUUUAUCAAAGAGUUUGGCCUGAAAGACCCAUCAAAGACCGCCGACCAGCUCGCCAACCUGAAAUCCAACAUCACGUCGAUGGUUCAGUUGGGUUCCAUCGGAGGAGCUCUUUUUUCUAUUUAUGCUGCAGAGAGUUUGGGAAGAAUCAGAACGAUGCAGCUGGGAUGUUUUGUUUGGGCCAUUGCUGCAAUUAUCCAGAUCACCAGCCACAAAGUGGGCCAGUUGUACGCUGGCCGGUUGAUUGAAGGUUUGUGUAUCGGUACCACUGUUGUUUGUGGACCGUGCUACAUUUCCGAGUGUGCUCCAAAAGCCAUCAGAGGAACGUGCAACAACAUUUUCGCCGGUGCGGUGUAUUUCGGUAUCAUGCUGGCCUAUUUCGCCAACUACGGCACAGCGCUCCACCAAACAGGCCGCAACCAGUGGGUGUACCCAACGUCCAUCAAGAUCGUUCUUGCCGGCACCAUAUUUAUUCUCUCCUUCAUCUUCUGCAUCGAGUCGCCAAGAUGGCUCAUCAAAAAGGGCCGCAUCGAACAGGCACAGAUCAACUUUAGCAAGCUCAGACACCUUGAGCCAGACCACCCGUACAUUCUGUCGGAGAUCGCCGACAUCAACGACCAGCUGCAGGUGGAGCGGGACGCCAUCAACGGCUCCUCGUUCUGGAACAACCUCAAGUCGCUGGCCACGGUGAGAAGCAUCCGCAUUAGAAUGAUCACGUGCAUCAUGAUCCAGAUCUUGGGCCAAUGGAGUGGGUCCAAUGCCAUCACCAUCUACGCACCAGAGCUGUUUGCCAUGGUGGGCAAGAAGAAGCAGACCGACAAACUCAUGAUGACUGCCUGUUUGGGUGUGGUGAAGUUCACCGCCGCUUAUUUAAGUGCUUUCUUCCUGAUUGACUUCAUUGGCAGAAAGCGGUCUCUCUACGGCGGAAUCACGAUCCAGCUGAUCUCGUCGCUGUAUUUUGCUAUCUACAUGUCGAUCGUUCCACAGGCCGCUGACGACGACCCCCACCUGACCCCAUCGCAGCUGCGUGCGGGCCAGGGUGCCCUUGCUUCCAUUUUCUUCAACGGUAUUGGGUGGGUUAUGGGCUGGAACUCGAUCCAGUACCUGUUCAACUCGGAGGUGCUGCCGCUGCGGGUUAGAUCGCUCGGUACUGCCGUGGUGAUGGCGUUCCACUUUGCCAACCAGUACGGCAAUUCCAAGGCUGUGCCAUCGAUGCUGAUUUCGCUCACCAACGCGGGGGCCUUCUACUUUUUCAUGGGUGUGUGUGUCCUGGGACUGAUGUUCUCAUGGUUCUUCAUUCCUGAGGUGACGGGCCGGUCCUUGGAGAGCAUGGAGGAGCUGUUCUCGCUGCCGUGGUACCUGAUCGGCAGACGUGGCGCGCAGCUGGCUCCAGACCACUCCGAGAUCAACAGAAUCCACUACAACCCGUCUGGCCAGGGCAACGCGCACGCGGGAGACAUCGACGUGGCCAUGAAGGACCAGCCGGAGCAGAUCGAGUACGCCGACGACAAGGUGGCGGAGCGCGAGCUGCAGGAGGUGACCUAG